GGGGCCGGCAAGUCAGCCCUGACCGUGAAGUUUCUAACCAGGAGGUUCAUAAGCGAGUAUGAUCCAAACUUGGAGGACACCUACGCCUCGGAGGAGCUGGUGGACCAGCAGCCUGUGCUGCUGAAGGUGAUGGACACCGCCGACCAGGACGGCCCCGGGAACUGCGAGCGCUACCUGCGCUGGGCCAGCGCCUUCCUCGUCGUCUACAGCAUCGAUGACAGGAAGAGCUUCGAGGGCUGCCAGCGCUAUCUGGAGGUCCUCGCCCUGCACGCGAGGGGCUGCCAGCGCCGCUGCCCCGUGCUCCUGCUGGGCAACAAGCUGGACAUGGAGCAGUACAGGCAGGUGCCCGCAGCUGAAGGGAUGUCCCUGGCGAGCAGGUUUGGGUGCCUCUUCUAUGAGGUGUCGGCAUGCCAGGACUUCUCAGGGGUGCAGCACGUCUUCCACGAAGCAGUGCGGGAGGUACGGCGCCAGGCGGAGCAGAGCCUGUCCGUCCGGCCGCUCUUCAUCACCGAGGAACGUUCCUGCCUGCCGGUGGCCACACCGGUCAGGUGCGACCCACCGGUCGCCCGUCCCCCUCGCCACGGCUUGGCCAGCUGCUCCUUCAACUCCCUCUCCACCGUCAACUACAAGGAGAUGCCCUCGGUGGCCCAGGCCAAGCUGGUCACCGUCAAGUCUUCGCGGGCUCAGAGCAAGAGGAAAGCUCCCACGCUCACCUUGCUGAAAGGUUUCAAGAUAUUUUAG
Molecule: messenger RNA, 741 nt
Organism: Phaethon lepturus (White-tailed tropicbird)
Lineage: Eukaryota; Metazoa; Chordata; Aves; Phaethontiformes; Phaethontidae
Gene: RASL12
Product: RAS-like, family 12
Exons: 5
Molecular function (GO): GTPase activity; GTP binding
Source: RefSeq, a predicted model, not a curated record